This is a messenger RNA of Eleginops maclovinus (Patagonian blennie), 3318 nucleotides long. Its product is annotated as tripartite motif-containing protein 16-like. The record is from RefSeq and is a predicted model, not a curated record. NCBI's taxonomy places the organism in Eukaryota, Metazoa, Chordata, Actinopteri, Perciformes, Eleginopidae. Gene Ontology annotation, molecular function: protein binding; zinc ion binding.
GACUGCAUGUUUAGGUCAGAGCUUACGUAAACGGGUUUCAUUUCAGAGAAAGGGAAACUCAGACAGUCCUUAGACUGAGAGCUGAAAUGGCGCAGAAAGGAGUUGAGCUGGACCUGGACAAUUUUUAAUGUUCUAUCUGUCUGGAUCUACUGAAGGUUCCAGUUACUAUUCCCUGUGGACACAGCUACUGCAUGAACUGCAUUAAGGGCUUUUGGGAUGAAGAGGAUGAGAAGAAAAUCCACAGCUGCCCUCAGUGUAGGAAUACCUUCACACCCAGGCCUACUCUGGGGAAAAACACCAUGUUAGCUGUUGUACUUGAGGAGCUGAAGAAGACUGGACCCCCACCUGCUCCUGCUGAUCACUGCUAUGUUGGACCUGAAGAUGUGGCCUGUGAUUUCUGCACUGGGAAAAAACUGAGAGCCUGUAAGUCCUGUCUGGUGUGUCUGGCCUCAUACUGUGAAAAACACGUCCUGCGUCAUUAUGACGUAGCUCCAUUAAAGAAACACACACUGGUGGAGCCCUCCAAGAAGCUCCAGGAAAACAUCUGCUCUCGCCAUAAUGAGGUGAAGAAGAUGUUCUGCCGCACUGAUCAGCAGUGUAUCUGUUAUCUCUGCUCUGUGGAUGAACAUAAACACCAUGAUACACUCACAGCUGCAGCAGGUAGGAAAGAAAAGCAGAAACAGCUUGAAGGGAUUCAACAAAGAAUCCAGCAAAGAAUCCAGGACAGAGAGAAAGAUGUGAAGCUACUUCAACAGGAAAGGAAGACUAUCAACCGCUCUGCUGAUAAAGCAGUGGAGGACAGUGAGAAGAUGUUCACUGAGCUGAUCAGUCUCAUGGAGAAACUAAGCUCUGAGGUGAAGCAACAGGUCAUUUCUUAUCAGGAAAGUGAAGUGAGUCGGGUCAAAGAUCUUCAGGAGAAGCUUGAAGAGGAGAUCACUGAGCUGAAGAGAAUAGACGCUGGGCUGAAGCUGCUGUCACACACAGAGGAUCACAACGAGUUCCUACGUAACUACCCCUCACUGUCAAAAAUCAGUGCAUCUGCACACUCAUCCAGCAUCAAAGCACGUCCUCUGAGCUACUUUGAUGGUGUGACAACAGCUCUGUCAAAUAUCAGGGGUAAACUGCAAAAAGCUCUGGGUGAUAAGUGGCCUAUCAUCUCACCGACUGAAGUGGACGCUGUUCUGCCACAACAGGAGCCAAAGAUCAGAGAGGAAUUCUUAAAAUAUUCAGUUAAAAUUACACUGGAUCCAAACACAGCUAACACACAGUUGGUAUUGUCUGAGGGGGACAGAAAAGCAACACACACAGGCCAACAGCAUAAAUAUUUAGGAAGCAAAGAAAGAUUCACUCCACUUCUUCAGGUCCUAGUAGAGUACAGAGGCAGAGUUUCUGUAGCAGCUGCAUACAAGAGUAUCAGAAGAGAAGGAUACUCAAAUGAUUGUGGAUUUGGACAAAACAAUAAGUCUUGGGUAUUAGAUUGUCUACAAAACAGUUAUAUAUUUUGGACCAAUAAUCAUAUCCAAACCAUCUCAGAUCCUCCUUCCUCCAGACUCGGAGUGUACCUGAAUCACAGUGCAGGUAUUCUGUCCUUCUACAGUAUCUCUGAAACCAUGACUCUCCUCCACAGAGUCCAGACCACAUUCUCUCAGCCUCUCUAUGCUGGACUUUCAUUUAAGUAUGCUUAUGGAGACACUGCUGAGUUCUUUAAACUCAAAUAGACAAUUACAGCAAUAACAUGUACAGUAGCAUUCCUGCAUUACAACCUAAAGGUGAGUAGACCUAUCUAACAUAUUUGGUUGAGUGGUUUUCAACAUUUUUUUUUUAUCUAGAGAAAUGUGUUAUUUGAAUCAAGGUAAAGGUACAUGUUAUUUGAUCACCUGUAAUGGUAUUGUAUCCUCAUGUGUACAAAAUGUGUCUGUCUGCCAGAAAUGAACCUAUUACUUUAAUCAAACGUUUUUUAAAACUACAUUUUGGUUGUUAUUACAUUAAAAUUGAACAGAAAGUAUGAUUUUAGUCAUUGGAUUUUAAGUUAGCAGAGAAACAAGCUGAGCUAAUGUUAGCCUUUAGCUUUUAGCUUCUCCAUCCUUUGUGCAUCAGGGAAGAACUGCUUUAUUCCGUGAAAGUGCUUUAUUCAGUGUUUCAACUGGCUUGUGAAAAACCACAGAAAUGUGACUGCAAAGACACUUUCCCUUCAUCCACAUCACCCUCUUUUUAUAUUGUUUUGUUUGUGGUGGUAAAAAUGUAAUACUGUUAAUUUGGUGUGUUUUAAUUCUUACACUAUUCUGUCUCCAUGUUUGUUGCUGAGAGAUGAUUGGUGUCGCAUUUGUUCAAUGCACAGACCAGCUGCCAAUCAAACAUUUCUGGUGGUGAAAUCUUAAUAUUAGUUGUUCUAUAAAUGUUAUAUUGUUUUGGUGGACUUACAUUUCCCUGACUGAAAUGUAAACCAACCUGUGCUAUAAAUCUGUGACGCAUACUUGUGUUGAUAUAAUGUAAUUGUUAUUUCUGUUAUUGGGCCUAAUUGAGAAAGUACCUUCCUUUGUAAAGAAAAAGCUAUGCUUCUAUUUAUUUGUUAGAUAGACCAAAAUAUGUUGUUAUUGUCCAAAUCAAUGUGCAAAUGAGGUGCUAUAUGGUAAUAUAAGUCUGUUAUUAUCUUAAAGAAAGCCAAUAGGGAGUUAUUUUCUUUAACACAGCUUAGAUUCUGGUCAAACAAAACAUUUUUUAAUAAUCAUUGGACAAGAGUUAUUCAACAGACUGUACUGAUCUACAUAAUGAAUAAAUAGACAUGCACAAGGUAUAUUUUUUUUGUCUUCAUUCCAGCUGAGAAAACAAAAUCUAAAACUGUUUUUAAGAGUAUUAGAGGCACUUUUUCUCCUGAAACAAACAGAAGAGCAUUUGUCAGUCAGUCUCGGAUGUUUCAACUUAUGUCACUAAAACAGCUUUUUUAUAUAUAUAUAGUUUUCUAUCACUUUUCAAUCAACAUUUAGUUUGUACACAGACAACAAAGAUAAUUUAUUACACAGACUUUCAGAAAUUGUAAGAACGAAUCUGAUCAAGUUCAGGUUUUUGUUUCUCUGACAUAUACUCUAUAUAUACUGUGUAAUUUUUGAUUACCUGAGUUAUUUCUUAUAUUGUUACCCUGAUUUUAAAACAAAUGAAGCUUUAGAAUGUGGCUGUUGGUUCAGUGUUGAGCUCUGUCACCUCACCUCAGACUCAUUUUGUCCAGGGUGUAAUCUGUCUAUCCACAAAACCACUUGCUCUAAUGAAGAGGUUUUGAAAUGUAUCUUAUAUUGGCAACAAAUAAAAAACAUCUAAUGAUAA